AUGGGCGCCCCGCCCCCACUCUCUCCCCAUCAUCCAAUCCGGGACUCUCCUUCAUCCCCCCUCUCCCGAGUCCCAUCCCUCCUCGAUGAUGGACGAUCGUAUGAGCAUCCAAGGAAUCAGACAAUCCUGAACAGAGAGACCGAAACGAGUCCUGUGUCGUGCGAGUGCGAGAAUUCUCGGGUCAGGGCCGUCACCAUGUUGGUACCGGCGGAUAUGAUGAUGGCUCAAAGCAAGCUACUGUAUCAACUGAAUCGAUACAUCGGAGAACGGGUGGCAGCUCGACAGGCGAAUAUCGCCAAAACCAUCCGAGAAGUGGCAAAAGUCGUUCAAGACGUCCUGAAGGAAGUAGAAGCCCAGGAGCCAAGAUUCAUUUCAUCUUUAGCCGAAGUGAACGGACAUUUCGAGGGUCUCAUCGUGAACUCCCCAAUGGAAUUCGAAGUCGUCCUGUAUCUCAACCAGAUGGGGGUGUUCAAUUUCGUGGACGAUGGCUCCGUACCCGGUUGUGCAGUGCUGAAGCUGAGUGAUGGGAGAAAAAGGAGCAUGUCCCUGUGGGUGGAAUUCAUCACAGCAUCUGGUUACUUGUCUGCGAGGAAAAUCCGUUCCCGUUUUCAGACUCUAGUGGCGCAAGCAUGCGACAAGUGUGCAUACCGGGAGAUGGUGAAAAUGGUGGCCGAUACGACGGAGGUGAAACUCCGGAUCCGGGAGAGAUAUGUGGUCCAGAUCACCCCAGCUUUCAAAUGUUCCGGGGUCUGGCCCCGAUCUGCAGCACACUGGCCACCGACUCAUCUCUGUUGGCCACCGCCUCAGCUGGUGGCCGAGGUGAAAACGGAGGGCUUCGAUCUUCUGAGCAAGGAAAGUCUCGCUUUGGCUGGGAAACAGAGUAGCAUGGAGGGAGAUGCUUGGGUCAUCAGCUUCCACGAGGCCGAGACGAGACUUCUAUAUGGAGGAUGCCGACGACGAUGCUUAUCCAUCUUGAAGACCCUGAGAGAUCGACAUCUCGACCUUCCAGGGAACCCGGUGUCAGGGUAUGUGAUGAAGACGCUGCUGCUAUACGAAUGCGAAAAGCAUCCACGAGAGCUGGAAUGGGAUGAAAGCGGUCUGGGUGAUCGACUGGAUGGGAUCUUGCUUCAACUCAUCUCUUGCCUCCAAUGUCGAAGAUGCCCGCACUACUUCCUACCGUCGUUGGAUCUCUUCAAGGGCAAAAGCCCAGGGAGCUUGGAAAACGCAGCUAAGCAAGCCUGGCGACUCAAGAGGGAACUUCUUACCAAUCCUCGAUCCUUGGAGAAACUCUGAGAACAUCCAAGGUUAUACCCCAACUGUGAUUCUCUCCUCACAUAUUCUCUUGUAAAGAAGUUAUCGGUGUGUUCGGAGGAAGACGAAACUCAGUGCAGGAAAUUCUCCCAGUGCUUUGAGUAGACCUAAGUCCUCAAAGAGAUGAAAAUCUAAACUUGAACUUUGCAAUCCGGUGUUAUCCCAGUGCAAGCACCAAGUCAGUCGGCGUUAUGACCCUCAAGUCUCACGUUGACGAUCCACCAAAGCAUACUCUGGGUUUAUCAUGAUAAGUUCGGAUUUUUCUUUCCUACACGUGACACUGAAAUGGACAACGAGAAAUCUUCAGUAGAACCAUGUGUAGCCUAUAUCCUCUCAUCC
This is a messenger RNA of Darwinula stevensoni, 1650 nucleotides long. NCBI's taxonomy places the organism in Eukaryota, Metazoa, Arthropoda, Ostracoda, Podocopida, Darwinulidae. The record is from the annotation of a GenBank genome assembly.